Molecule: messenger RNA, 4081 nt
Organism: Pseudoliparis swirei
Lineage: Eukaryota; Metazoa; Chordata; Actinopteri; Perciformes; Liparidae
Gene: slit3
Product: slit homolog 3 (Drosophila)
Exons: 33
Coding region: 368-4081 (1237 amino acids)
Biological process (GO): axon guidance; negative chemotaxis
Molecular function (GO): calcium ion binding; Roundabout binding; heparin binding
Source: RefSeq, a predicted model, not a curated record
ACGCGUUUGUAAGAUGUUUUAAAAAAGGGGGGAAAGUUUUUCUUUGCACAGUGUCACAGACAGAUCCUCACUUUUCCUGACCCUUUUUUUCUUCUUCAAUGGCAACGCAGCGAUUCAAGGAGCUUGUGACUGAUCGAGUCUCUUGAGAGAAACUUUGGUGAACUUCUGCAACAAGCGAUUGAUUCCGGCUCCCAUCACUUCUUCUUUUUCCCUUUUUCUUUACACUUCUACCACACAGUCGAACGACCUCUCUUAGCCCCUUUUUUUCUUCUUCUUCACGGAUCAAUACUUCUACAACGUCUACUUCCCACCCGCGGAUUUUCAAUUAACUUUUAACUUGGGUUUGGAAGUAUUUUCAGUGGAUAUCAUGCCGGAGAAGCGGGCUCCGCUCGGCCGGCUCUGGGCUCUGGUUUUGGCGCUGCUGCUGUGCGCCGCCUCGGUGACUGGAUGCCCGCACAAGUGCAGCUGCUCCGGAUCGCAUGUGGACUGCCAGGGUCUCGGCUUGAAGACCGUGCCGAAAGGAAUACCGAGGAACGCCGACCGCCUGGAUCUGAACAGAAACAACAUCACCAGAGUCACCAAAGUGGACUUCUCUGGCCUCAAGAACCUCAGGAUCCUUCAUCUGGAGGACAAUCAGAUCAGUGUUGUCGAGAGAGGAGCCUUCCAAGACCUGCGCCUGCUGGAGCGACUUCGCCUGAACAGAAACAAGCUCCAGUUCCUCCCGGAGCUUCUCUUCCAGUCCAACCCCAAACUAGGACGCCUAGACUUCAGCGAGAACCAGAUUCAGGCGGUCCCACGGAAAGCUUUCAGAGGAAUCACAAAUGUCAAGAACCUGCAACUGGACAGCAACCACAUCGGCUGCAUCGAAGAUGGAGCUUUCCGAGCGCUGCGCGAUCUGGAGAUUCUCACCCUCAACAACAACAACAUCACCCUCAUCCCCCUGUCCAGCUUCAACCACAUGCCCAAGCUGCGGACACUGCGUCUGCACUCCAACAACCUCCACUGUGACUGUCACCUGUCCUGGCUCUCUGAUUGGCUCAGAGCCCGACGGGGCUUGGCUCCCUUCACCCAGUGCAUGGCCCCCGCCCACAUGAGAGGCCUCAAUGUCCCAGAUGUGCAGAAGAAGGAUUUUGUCUGCAAUGGUCCAGCACAAACAGAGUUGAGGACUUGCUCUCCUCAGGUCACCGUGUGUCCAACCAGCUGCAGCUGCAACAACAACAUCGUGGACUGUCGUCGUAAAGGCCUCACAGAAAUACCACCCAACCUCCCUGAAGGCAUCGUGGAGAUUCGCUUGGAGCAGAACUUGAUUAAAAACAUCCCAGCAGGAGCCUUUUCUGCCAACAAGAAGCUCAAGAGGAUUGACUUGAGUAAGAACCAGAUUUCUGACAUUGCCGACGAUGCUUUCAGUGGCCUCCGCUCACUCACCUCACUGGUGUUGUACGGAAACAAGAUCACAGAGCUGCCCAAGGGAUUGUUUGAUGGACUAGUUUCCCUGCAGCUGCUGCUGCUGAAUGCCAACAAAAUUAACUGUUUGAGAGUCAACAUCUUCAAAGACCUGCAGAACCUCAACCUGCUGUCGCUGUACGACAACAAGGUGCAAACAAUCAGCAAAGGACUGUUCGCCCCUCUGCGCUCCAUCAAGACUCUCCAUCUGGCCCAGAAUCCCUUUAUGUGUGACUGUCACCUGAAGUGGCUGGCUGACUACCUGUUUGACAACCCCAUUGAGACCAGUGGAGCGCGCUGCAGCUACCCCAGAAGGCUGGCUAACAAGCGCAUCAGCCAGGUUAAAGGCAAGAAGUUCAGGUGCACAGGUCAGGAGGACUACCGCAGUCGUCUGAGUGGCGAUUGUUUCCAGGAUCUGGUGUGUCCGGAGAAAUGUCGCUGCGAAGGCACCGUGGUCGACUGCUCCAAUCUCAAACUGACCCGCGUACCUCCUCACAUCCCCGAACACACCACCGACCUGCGGUUAAACGACAACGAGAUUGCCGUCCUGGAGGCAACAGGGACGUUUAAGAAGCUGCCCAACUUGAAGAAGAUAAACUUGAGCAACAACAAGCUGAGAGACAUCCGUGACGGUGCCUUUGACGGAGCGGUUGGAGUUUUAGAGCUUCUACUGACGGGGAACAAGCUAACUGGACUGCAAGGACGCAUGUUCAAAGGCCUCAGUGGCCUAAAAACGCUAAUGCUGCGGAGCAACCAGAUCAGCUGCAUCGACAACAGCACAUUCACGGGCCUGAGCUCGGUGCGUCUGCUCUCGCUCUACGACAACAGGAUCUCCAGCAUCGGCCCGGGAGCUUUUUCCACCCUGCACUCCCUGUCCACCAUCAACCUCCUGUCCAACCCGUAUGUGUGUGAUUGUCAUUUGACCUGGCUGGGUCAGUGGCUGAAGAAGACCAGAGUGGUCAGUGGAAACCCUCGCUGUCAAAAGCCCGCCUUCCUGAAGGAGAUCCCCAUCCAGGAUGUGGCCACACCAGACUUCACAUGCGACGGUGUUGAGGAUAAUGGUUGCCUUCCUUCGUCUAGUUGUCCUGACAUUUGCGCGUGCUCAGAGGGCGUGGUGCGAUGCAGCAAUAGAGGGCUGCGCUCUCUGCCCAAGGGCAUUCCCAAGGACACCACGGAGCUUUACCUGGAGGGGAAUAUGCUGGCAUCUGUGCCCAAGGAGCUGGCGAACCUGCGGCAGCUGUUAUUGGUGGACCUGAGCAACAACAGCAUCAGCAUAUUGGCCCCCUACACCUUCAGCAACAUGUCUCAACUAGCCACACUCAUCCUGAGUUACAACCAGAUUCGCUGCAUCCCGGUCCAGGCCUUCGACGGGCUCAAGUCACUUCGCCUGCUCACUCUCCAUGGUAACGACCUUUCAACCAUACCAGAGGGAGCUUUCAACCACCUCACCUCUCUCUCCCACCUGGCUCUUGGUGCCAACCCCCUGUUCUGUAACUGUGACCUGCGCUGGCUCUCUCAGUGGGUCAAGGCUGGCUUCAAAGAGCCUGGCAUCGCUCGUUGCGCUGCGCCUCCUGAUAUGGCCGACAGGCUACUGCUCACCACGCCACUCAACAGAUUUCAGUGCAACGGUCCAGUAGAAAUCAGCCUGAUGUCAAAGUGUGUCCCCUGCCUGGCAGCACCCUGUCAAAACAAUGGCACCUGUGUCUCCGAUACGACUGGAUCCUACCACUGCACCUGUCCAUAUGGUUUCAAGGGUCGAAACUGUGAAAUACCCAUCAAUGCCUGUAUUAGUUACCCGUGCUCGAAUGGAGGAACCUGCCACAUUCAGCCUGGCCGUGAAGACCACUUCAGCUGUGUGUGUCCGCCGGGCUUCGAGGGCCUUCGGUGUGAGAUGAACCCCGACGACUGUGAAGACAACGACUGUGAGAACAACUCCACCUGCAUCGACGGAGUCAACAACUACACCUGCGUCUGCCCACCCAACUACACAGGUGACCUGUGUUACGAGGUGGUCGAACCUUGUCUCCAUGGUUUCGACCCCUGUCAGCACGACUCAAAGUGUGUCCAUGUCGGCCGCACUUACAGGUGCGAGUGUUUACCGGGCUAUGUGGGCCAACACUGCGAGCAGGACUAUAAUGACUGCCUGGAGAAUAAGUGUCAACACGGAGCGGAGUGUGUGGACGCCGUCAACGGCUAUACCUGCGUCUGCAAAGAGGGUUUCAGCGGGCUGUUCUGUGAGAACCCUCCACCAAUGAUCUUGCUGCAGACCAGCCCCUGCGACCAAUCAGACUGCCAGAACGGCGCCCAGUGCCUGGUGGUUGCCGGGGAGCCCGUCUGCCGCUGCAUGCCCGGUUUCUACGGCAACAAAUGUGACAAGAUGGCCACGGUUCACUUCCUGGGUCGGGAUGGAUACGUGGAGCUGCCGAGCGCGAAGCUCCGUCCCACGGCGCAUAUUUCAUUGCAGGUGGCUACAGAUAAAGACAACGGGAUUCUGCUGUACAAGGAGGACCACGACCCUCUGGCUCUGGAGCUGUACCAGGGACACAUACGACUCAUCUACGACAUCGCCACCUACCCCCCCACCACCGUGUAUAGGUACAGACACUCAGACAAAAGCACUCUCUCACUUUCUGAAUGA